AUGAAGACGACGUCCCUUGUUUCGCGGGGAGCGGCGGUCCGAAGGCCGCCGCUGCGGUUCGUGCUGUGGGCGGGGCUGCUGGCGGCGGCGGCGAUCGGCUGCCUCUUCGCAUGGCCUGUGACGGCCUCCGUGACGAGCGGGGCACGCGGCGCGGCGAACAGCACGCAGGACGACGAGGACGACGCGGCUCUGCUGUACGCGCAAUGGAAGCGCGCGUACCGCCUGCGCGAGUCGAGUAUCGAGCCGCCCGCGACGAUCUCGCUGCCGCCAGGGGUGCCGCGCGCGCCGCACCUAGAAGCCUGCAGCGCGCGGACUGCCGCGCGCCAAGCGCUGGAGAGGCGCGGGCCGCGGGGAGAGUCGCCCGCGUGGGCACGAGAGCGGCUUCCCCAACCCCCGUGGGUACGUGCUGGCGCGGGAGGUUGUGGCGGGGGAAGCAGCGCAUCAAACCGUUUAUUAGUGCGCCUGCGUGCCUCUCUGCUGCACCUCGCCCGCCCCUCUCACUCCUCUCUCGUCUUCAAUUGCUCUUUCCCAAAUUUUCCCGCCUCAUCCUCCCUUCCCACCCCGUUCCCGCCCCCGCCCCCUUACCCCCUCACAGGUGCGCGGGUCGGAGGCGGGCAAUCUGGGCGGCACGCGGGAGGCGCAGAGGGACCUGUGGGAGCACCAGUUCCCGCCGCACCAGUGCCGCGGCCGCCGCCUGCUGCUCGUGCGGUGGCUGGACAUGACGUGGCACGGGCUGGGCUCGCAGCUCCACGUCAUCGGUGCGCUCCCGCGCCCCCUCGCCCCGCCUUCGUCCCCUCCUUCGCAUGUGCUCCACUCCCUCCUUCGCACGUGCUCCACUCCCUCCGAUCCAAUCCUGUCCCUCCUCACCCCGUGCGCGCCAUGCUGAGCGUCGCCGUGCUCUUCAACCGCACGCUCGUCAUCGUGCCAGGAAGCUUCCCGCAGGCGGACCACAGCGAGUGCCAGGGCGCGGAGGAGCGCGGCUCGCUCGACUGCUACUUCCUCCCCUUCGCCUCCAUCCACUGCCGCAAGAUCGCCAUGCGCGCUUAUAACGAGUACAAGGCGAAGCGGGGGCUGGUGGGGAGCAUGCCGAUGGAGUGGUUUGAGGUGGAGGUGGAGGGGCGCUCCCCCUGGUCGCCCUGGAUCGCCAUGCAGCGCCGCCGCUUCUCUGCUGCCCGCGCCACCGCCCUAGCCGCUAGCGCUGGAGGGGGGCAGGGGGGGAUAGAGAGCGCUGUGGGCAGCGCGGAUGGGGGGAGCAAGGAGGAUGGGGGGGCGGGGGAGGAUGAGUGGGAGGCGGAGAGUGGGGAGGUGCGGUGGUGUGGGUACGACACGAAGCGCACGCUGGAGUCGGAUGCGGUGGUGGUGUUUGGGUGCAGCCCCGUGCUGCCCCACUGGGCUGGCGGCCGCUACCUCAGGCGCCUCGGUGGUGCCGCUGCCCAGUACGCACCCCCUCCUCCCCUGCUGCUCGUGCAUGUAUGCAUGUGUGAAUACCCCCCAUCCCCCCCUCCCCCACCGCAUUCCUCCAUCCACUCCGCUCCUUGGGAGCGCACAGGGACGAACGAGGUCAUCGGGGAGCUGGUGCGCAGCAACACCACCGUGCUCAAGGUGCAGUGGUGGCGGGCACAGGCGCUGCGCUUCAUGCUGCGCUGGCCCUUGCCGUACCUCUGCCACCUCCUCAACCGCCACCGCCACCGCGCCUUCGGCAUGCACGUGGCGCGCAGCACAGCGGCCGCCACGCGCCGGCAGCAGCACGUGCUCAGCAUGGCCGCCCAGCUCGCCAGCAGCCUGGGAGGGGAGGACCUGCGCGGGCACCUGCUUGCAGAGGCCGUGGGCGCGUGGGCAGGGGGCGUGGGACAGGCGGACGCCUCGCAGCUGGUGUUACCGGUGGCAGAGCCUGGCAGCACUGCUGCUGCGCUGCAAGCACGCUCACUGCUGCUCUCCUCUCAGCAGCCUGCUGAUGGUGGUGGGGAUGGUGGAGGGGGAGUGGGGGGGGAGGUGUACAUGCCGCGGGCGAUGGUGAGUGUGCAUGUGCGGCAGGGCGACAAGGCGUUUGAGAUGCGCCUCUUCUCCUUCCCCUCCUUCGUCUUCCUCGCCAACCGCCUGCGCCGCCUCGACCCCGCCCUGCACAACGUGUGGCUCAGCACUGAGAUGCAGGUGAGGUGA
Molecule: messenger RNA, 2160 nt
Organism: Closterium sp. Naga37s-1
Lineage: Eukaryota; Viridiplantae; Streptophyta; Zygnematophyceae; Desmidiales; Closteriaceae
Source: the annotation of a GenBank genome assembly